Messenger RNA from Fulmarus glacialis (Northern fulmar), 3108 nucleotides. Its product is annotated as ATP-binding cassette sub-family A member 9-like. Gene Ontology annotation, cellular component: intracellular membrane-bounded organelle; membrane. NCBI's taxonomy places the organism in Eukaryota, Metazoa, Chordata, Aves, Procellariiformes, Procellariidae. The record is from RefSeq and is a predicted model, not a curated record. Gene Ontology annotation, molecular function: lipid carrier activity; ATP binding; ATP hydrolysis activity. Gene Ontology annotation, biological process: lipid transport; transmembrane transport.
AUGCAGGGGAUAUUCAAGAGAGCCUCAAAAAUAUUUCAGCAAACCCGUGCUCUCCUAUGGAAAAAUAUUCUUCUGGCGUGGAGGAUGAAGACAGAAAGUUUUCAGGAAUGGAUUACAUCGGUGGUUUUUCUCUUGAUAAUACAAACAUCAUCAAGUAUGUUAUUCCACCACCCGCGACAAGAAAUUCCUUACAAGUUCCUCGGACGAUUAGAUGAUCCUGCCUUUAACGCUGUGGGAGUUACACUCGCAUACACACCUGUAACAAACACCACCAGGCGAAUAAUGAGCAAAGUGGCUUCGGAUUCUGCAGUGACGGGUAUAAUAAUAAAAGAGGUGGAAAAUGAGAAAAAACUGGAAACAAGAGCAAUUUUGGAGAAAGACAUUAUUGGUGUUGUUUUUAAGGAUGACUUCUCCUACCGUCUCAGAUUUCAAAGCUACAGUGUGGUAUCUCCAGAUGAUGCCCUUGAACACAUCGACACCUGCUUCGAUUUUUCAUCAAGUUACUGCAAAGUCCCUUUGUACUGGUAUGCGGGUUUCCUAUCAGUGCAGUCCAGCAUUGAUGCAGCAGUCAUAGAAAUGAAAACAAACCAUUCUGUCUGGGAAGAGAUGAAGUCAAUUAGCGGUGUUCGUCUGAAAUCACCCUCGAUCAAACCUGUGUAUAAACUGCAUUAUAUUUGGUUCAUUAUUUACAUUAUAUUGUGCUUCUCCCCAUAUAUGUACUUUCUAUCAGUGAAAGUUAUAAGAGAGAAAAAGAAGCUCAAGGUAUUAAUGAGAACAAUGGGUUUGCAAGAUAUCGCAUUCUGGUUAUCCUGGAGCUUGCUGUACACCAUUUACGUUGCAAUAAUGGCAAGUCUGCUGACACUGAUCACGAUUAGAGAAGUCAUCUAUGAUCACAGCUUUUUUGAAUUUUUUUUUUUUUAUUUCUUUUAUGGCAUAGCAUCUAUUCACUUCUGUUUUAUGAUCAGCUCAUUGUUAAAGCAGCCAAAUAUUGCCAGUUUCGUGGGAUUUGUCCUUCACAUCAUCUUUGGAUUGCUGGGCUUUUUGACAUUGUUUGAAAAACUUCCACCGUCUUCGGAAUGGAUUUUUAAUCUCUUCAGUCCUUUUGCCUUUACAGCUGGCAUCUCAAAGAUGAUAAAAUUAGAAAAAUAUGGAUCGGCCUCCACACCAGAAUUGUACCCUUUCUUUAACCUAUACAUCAUACUGACCCUUGACAGUGUCUUGUAUUUGCUGUUGGCCAUCUACUUUGAUAAGGUUUUGCCUGGCAAAUACGGAGUACCAUAUCCACCGACAUUCUUCCUGAGACCGUCAUACUGGUUCAAGCCCAGGAGCGGGUACAUGGGGGUGCGAGCUGGCAGUGAGAGCAGCCACGACCCUGUCCUCAGCAAUAACACCGAGCCGAUGCCUCCAGGCUUCGAUGGGAAGGAAGUGAUCAGACUAAACAAUAUUAAAAAAAUAUACAAGAAGAAGGACAAGAGAACCGAAGCUUUAAGGGGUUUGUUCUUAAAUGUAUAUGAAGGCCAGAUCACUGCAUUACUUGGUCACAGUGGAUCUGGAAAAACUGCUCUCUUAAAUGUGCUCAGUGGAUUUUCCAAGCCUUCAGCAGGUUCUGCAACGAUAUACAACUACAAAGUGUCUGAAGUACAGGAUAUGGAAGAAAUUCAGGCAAUGGUUGGGAUUUGCCCCCAGUUUAAUCUGCAUUUUGAAGCCUUAACAGUGAAGGAAAACCUGAGAACUUUUGCUCACGUCAAGGGGAUUCAGCGGAAGGAAGUAGAGCAAGAGGUGCAGAAAGUUCUCGUGAUGUUGGACCUCACCGACCUUCAGGACAUCCGCGCCGAUACUCUGAGUAGGGGACAAAAAAGAAAAUUGUCUCUUGGAAUUGCAAUUUUAGGGAAUCCUCAGGUGUUACUUUUAGACGAGCCGACGGCUGGGUUGGAUCCCUGCUCCAGGCACCACGUGUGGAACCCUGAACGCCAGGCUGGACGCGUGCCGCUCUUCACGACCCAGUCCAUGCAGGAGGCCGAUGCUCAUGCUGAUCGGAAAGCUUUUCUCUCAAAUGGGAUAUUACAGUGUGUUGGCUCAUCUCUGUACUUGAAGAGAAAAUGGGGAAUUGGCUAUCGCUUAAGGAUGCGCAUAAAUGACCUGUGUGACUCUGAGCUUACAUCAUCCCUGGUCAGACAGUACAUCCCCCAUGCCGUGCUCCAAGAACAGAAGCGGGGUGAGCUGUGCUAUAUGCUACCUCUGGAAAACACUGACAGCUUCCCAGAUCUGUUCAGCCAUCUCGAGAGCAGUCUUUUGCAGGGGGUUGUUAAUUAUGAGGUUAGCAGGACAACCCUGGAAGAUGUUUUCCUGAAGCUGGAGGGCGAGGAAGCCAUUGAUCAAGAAGAAGACAGAGACCUCGAGGAGAGAGACCAAAGCCUCCCGGUGUUUUCCGAACCGGGGAGCGCGGCAGUGAGCGGGAUGGCGCUCUGGAGGCAGCAAGUGUGUGCCGUCGUGAGAGUUCGCUUCUUAAAACUAAAGCACGAAGGAAAGUUUCUCAGGUCCACAUUGCUGUUCUUUGGAAUAUUUAUCCUUCCAAUGCUUAUGAUUUUCAUUGGAUUUCAACUGUGGGACAGCUCCAGCAACUGGGAAAUCACGGCUAGCUCGUAUUUUCUUCCCACUGCAAAGAAAAUUCAAAAUAAGUCGACAAAUCUUCUCAUCUUCAAUGAUACAGGAUCAGAAAUUGAAGAUUUCAUUUCUGCUUUGAAGACUCAAAACAUAAUCCCAGAAAUAACUCUUGAGAAAAACAUCACAAGCAUUCCACUACAUAACGGAGCUAUAAAAAUAUCCCUGGAAGGCAAGAGCUACCGAUUCACGGUCAUGUGCAGUGCAGAACCCAUCAACUGUUUCCCCGUGCUUGUGAAUAUCCUCAGCAACACCUUCCUAAGGCUCUUCAAUUCCACUGCGCGCAUCCGCAUCUGGAGCGAGCUCUUUUACAGUACACAAAGACCAGAAGUAAAGAGUAAUGUUUUUUUCACCUGUCUCAACUACGUGCUGAUUUUGGCUGCUGGUUUGCCACCUCACUUUGCAGUGAGCAGCAUGGAGGAUUACAAGGUAAAAAGCAUGCGGUGA